Molecule: messenger RNA, 726 nt
Organism: Quercus lobata
Lineage: Eukaryota; Viridiplantae; Streptophyta; Magnoliopsida; Fagales; Fagaceae
Product: putative receptor like protein 25
Exons: 1
Coding region: 1-726 (241 amino acids)
Molecular function (GO): protein binding
Source: RefSeq, a predicted model, not a curated record
AUGAAAAUUGUUGAUGAUGGCCAGUUAGGUUACAUGCAAGUAAAGACAUUUGUUUUUCGGAUGGGAUCACCUGAUCAUUUUUCUGAUCAUUAUGACUAUUCGAUGAUAAUGACAAACAGGCACUUGACAACACAAUAUUAUAAAAUAAUAGAAGUCUUGGAAAUCAUUGAUUUCUCACACAAUAGAUUUGAAGGAUUGAUUCCAGAAUCUAUUGGAACUCUUAAGGGGUUUCGUGCAUUGAACUUGUCCAACAAUAUAUUCACUGGUCAUAUACCAUCAUCCUUGGGACACUUGACACUACUUCAAUCACUGGACCUUUCUCACAACAAGCUCUCAAGAGAGAUGCCUCAACAACUAGUACAACUCACUUUCCUAGCAUCUUUUGACAUAUCUUACAACAAUUUCACAGGAUCCAUACCACGAGGAAACCAAUUUGAUACAUUUCUAAAUAGUUCAUUUGAAGAGAAUUUAGGAUUGUGUGGGAACCCGUUGUCAAGAAAAUGUGAAGGAUCACCGCCUUUAACCUUCAAAGAGAAUCCAGAGUACUCUAGAUCUUCAAAUGAAAUUGAUUGGACAUUUGUUGUAAUUGGUAAUGGAAGCGGUUUUAUAAUUGGACUGGUUAUUGGCCACAAAAUGAGCGCUAGGAAACUUGACUGGCUUGUGAACUUUUUUGGAAUAAGGAAGCAGAAAUGGCAAAGACAGAAGAUAUGGGGACAUUGGAAAUAA